Messenger RNA from Lynx canadensis (Canada lynx), 529 nucleotides. Its product is annotated as small integral membrane protein 24-like. The record is from RefSeq and is a predicted model, not a curated record. The transcript has 4 exons. NCBI's taxonomy places the organism in Eukaryota, Metazoa, Chordata, Mammalia, Carnivora, Felidae. Bases 146 to 529 code for a protein of 127 amino acids.
CCCGGUGGGGAGGGGAGGAGGGAGGGCCCCCUCCGGGUCUGGGCCUGCCCCACCCCUGGGCCCGCCUGCCGCUGUAUCCAGGGCUGGGCAGGGCCUAGACCGGGCCUGACCUUGACUGUGCCUUGCUGCUGGCUCCUCCGCGGCCAUGGGGACCCCGGAGACCCUUUUCCUGCUCAGCGCCCUGCUCCUGUCAGCUGCCGAGGCUCAGGAGGCCGCGCAGCGUCACCUGAAGCCCUGGCUGGUGGGCCUGGCAGCCGUCGUGGGAUUCCUGUUUAUCGUCUUCCUCCUCAUGCUGGCCAACCGCAUCUGGUGCUCCAAAGUGAGGGCUGAGGAUGAGGGGGAGCCCAGGUUCAGAAUAGAGACCAACCAGGAUGUGGACCUGAGUGAAAGAGACAAGAGGAAGAAGAGAGACGAGAUACAGGAGGAGAAGGAGAAGAAGGCUGAGAAGGAAGGAGAGAGAAACUUGGGGCUGGAGCUGGAGGAGGAGGAGCCCGGAGAUGAUGAGACAGUCAAGAACACAGCCAUGUGA